AAUCUCUUCAUAUGAUUGAAUGUCCUGGGGUCCAAAAUCCGACGACGAUCGAUUCGGCAACUCGUAUCACUCUGUAUCUAUUUUGAGGUGCGCACAUCGCAAUCAAACUUAACGGAUCGUGUCGGUAAAGAGUCUGUGUGGACCGAAUAUAUAUACCAACUACUUCUUGCGCAAAUUGAAAGAGACCACAUCAAGGCACUGAAGGUAACCAUCGCCUCCCUCUGCAAAAUGAAGUUCUCCAUUGCUGCUAUUGCCACUAUUGCUGGCCUGGCUUCGGCCCUCCCCAGUCAACCCGAAGCCCGCGCAACCACCGUCCAGGGCUUCGACAUCUCCAACCACCAGAAGAGCGUCAACUUUGAAGCUGCCAAGAAGGAUGGCGCACAGUUCGUGAUGAUCAAAGCUACCGAAGGCACGACGUACAAAGACACCGUCUUCAACUCGCACUACACAGGCGCCACCAAGGCCGGCCUUCUCCGCGGUGGAUACCACUUUGCCCGCCCUGACAAGUCCACCGGCAGCACACAAGCCAAAUUCUUCCUGAAGAACGGCGGCGGAUGGAGCAACGACAACAAGACACUGCCCGGGAUGCUGGACAUCGAGUACAACCCCUACGGAGCGACAUGCUACGGCCUCAGUCACUCCCAGAUGGUCGCUUGGAUCCACGACUUUGUCGACGAGUACCAUCAUGCGACGAGUCGGUGGCCUAUGAUCUACACCACUGCAGACUGGUGGAAUCGCUGCACGGGCAACGCCAAGGGCUUCGGCGAUAAGUCUCCUCUGGUGCUGGCGGCGUAUAGCAGCUCUCCUCCCAAGACGAUCCCAGGUGACUGGAAGACAUGGACGAUCUGGCAGAAUUCGGACAAGUAUGAGCAUGGAGGGGACUCGGAUAAGUUCAAUGGACCGAUGACGCAGUUGAGGAAGUUGGCCAGCGGUUAAGUGUAGGCUAGCAUUCCUGUCCUCCCCAAUAUUCUGUAUUACCUAUCGUCAUGGUCCACUUGAGUUUAUAGAGAUUUCUUCGUGAACCUAUUUGUUGCAUUGCACACUCAUAUUGUAUGGUAUUAUUCAC
Molecule: messenger RNA, 1066 nt
Organism: Aspergillus novofumigatus IBT 16806
Lineage: Eukaryota; Fungi; Ascomycota; Eurotiomycetes; Eurotiales; Aspergillaceae
Product: lysozyme
Exons: 2
Coding region: 229-936 (235 amino acids)
Biological process (GO): peptidoglycan catabolic process; cell wall macromolecule catabolic process; carbohydrate catabolic process
Molecular function (GO): lysozyme activity
Source: RefSeq, a predicted model, not a curated record